Molecule: messenger RNA, 2679 nt
Organism: Osmia lignaria (orchard mason bee)
Lineage: Eukaryota; Metazoa; Arthropoda; Insecta; Hymenoptera; Megachilidae
Gene: net
Product: atonal bHLH transcription factor 8-like protein net
Biological process (GO): anatomical structure morphogenesis; positive regulation of transcription by RNA polymerase II
Cellular component (GO): nucleus
Molecular function (GO): DNA-binding transcription factor activity; protein dimerization activity; E-box binding
Source: RefSeq, a predicted model, not a curated record
GCAGCAAAGUUGCAGGCCAGUAGUCGGGACUCCGGGACUCGGUUGCGCUCGUAUGCGAUGAAAGAGGUUCGAAAGCACGAGGCGAGUCAGUAGAUGGUCGAGGGGAAUCGAGCGAGGUCGUGCUCCGUUUCCGUAAUUCUUUCACUCUUUUUACUUGAAUCUGAACUUUGUCGAUUGUUGUUUACGAGUCGUGCUUGGAUCGCAUUCGAUUUUUCAAGUGAUUUCUAAAACUCUUGUAACGGAGAAACAGAAAGUGUACGUGGUGGAAGAAAACAGGAUAAAAGAGGAAAAGGAAACCUUGUCCGUUACACGUGUACGGUGGUAUCCACCCCAUGAAGAAUAGUGUGUGAAAGUAGUAGUGGAUGUACGGUGAUCAAGAAUAGAAGAGGCUGUGUUUAGCACCACCCGUGACUAUUGCUGCUGACAAAAAUGACCCAUCGCGUGCUGGAAUCCAUCUCGGAGCUGUCCACAUUGAUGAAAGAUAUGGAUGCGAAAUACCUAUCUGUCGAGAUUUCCGGAAUAAUUCCAUCGGUUCUAACGAUUGCGAUCAAUCAUCUUCGAUGAAAAUCGUAACGUUAUACCUAAUAGAGAAACAUCGUUGUUCCGUCGAUCGGUAUCGUGCAUGGUGGGAGUUGCAAAGAGAACGAUAAUUAUUGUUAUGAACGGCGCCAGCCGUCCCCGAGAAAGAGAUCGACUAGUUUAGCAGCGCGGAGACACCCGGCUUCGAAAAGAAAAGGACAAACGCAAACUCCUCUACACUCUGGAGUCUAGAGUCUAGACGAUGGACAGAGAGAGAGAUAAAGUAUCGGUGGUGGGAUGACUGGUUCCGAAAAGGAUGCUGGUUUCUGCAGCGGAGGCGACGAGGACGACAUGUCUGGUCUCCACUCGCCGAGCGCCUCGGAGGAUAGCGUGGAGGUGCAGGUAACGCCUAUAUCCUUGAAGAACAAGAGGAAACUAGCCGAACCACGAAAGAUUCAGGAACCUAGUACGGCACCAUUGAAGAAGAGAAGAUUCGAGCAAAUCGAGGAAGAAAUCGUGCAGGACGAAGAGUCCAGAACUCUUCGAUCACCGAGUCCGUUCAGACCAUGGAACUGUUCCAGCAAAAGCAUCGAUUCGAAACUCUCGUCGUCGAUGAUAACUGAGAAGAACGGUGUGGAAAGACCGAGUGUGUUCUCCUUACUCUCGGAAGCACCACCGUUCUCCGUAACGUCUCUUACCUCGAAGCGAAUAAAUCGUGUAGACGACAGCGACAACAUCCUCGAGGAUGAUCGCGAACGCGGUCAGAAUUCAGAGAAUAACGAUGUUUGUGGAAAUUCCGAGGGAAACAAAGAGUCCCGAAGAAGACGAAACGAGUUACAGACAAACCGAGACCAUCUACCGCCAAGGUUGCGUCAUGCGACUCGUGAAAAAUUCGAUUCAUCGACAGUAACCAGCGUUACGGAAACAACCUCGACGGUCACCUCAACGUCUGUACUACGAUCCACGACGAUGCAUACGAGGUUGCAAGAAGAACCAUUGUCGCUCGUCCUGAGAGAAGACGUAACCAGCAGGGUGCCCUCGCAUCCAGCAAUAAACGGAAGUUACGAAAAACCUUGUUCGUACACCGUCGAACGACCAAACGUCUCGUCCGCUUUGUUAUCCUCUUCCUCCGCUUCCCUCUCUUCGUUAUCCUCCUUGUCAUCUUCCGCAUCGUCCUCGUCCUCGUCCUCGUCCUCUUCCUCUUCCUCUUCCUCGUCCUCGUCUUCAUCCUCAUCCUCGUCGUCGUCGUCGUCAUCAUUGUCUUCCUCUCUAUCAUCAUCCUCCUCGUCGUUUCAUCGUCAACCGAAUCAUCGAACCGACUCCUCCACUGGCAGUGGUUCCUUCUCAACGGCGAUGUCUACGACCGCAACCAUUACGACCACCGCCACUGCCACAACUACCACCACCACCACGAACAUCCAAACCGGUCACUCGAGGCAACAUCCAGUAGCGGGUCAACAGAGAAAUUACAAGAAUAUGACCCGAGAAAGGAGAAUAGAAGCGAACGCGAGAGAAAGAACGAGAGUGCAUACGAUAAGCGCCGCGUUCGACACUCUCAGACGAGCCAUUCCUGCUUAUUCUCAUAAUCAAAAGUUAUCAAAGUUGUCCGUUUUGAGAAUCGCCUGCAGUUACAUUAUGACUCUUGGUAAAAUCGUGAACCCUACCGUGGAAAACGAGCCGACCAAUGGUACUUCACUGAGGGCCUGCGUCGAUCUCGUUUCCAGGACCAUCCAAACCGAAGGCAAACUGCGAAAGAGAAAAGAAGACUGAGUGAGAAUUACGAUCCGCGCAACCAAUUAUGUACCAUUUUUCGUAACCCACCGACCCUCGCCUCGAAUCGUUUACCUUUUACGCAUUUAAUUUUUCUACUUUUUCUCUCUUUCGAUCGUUUGCGGGAAAUUUGAGGCGGAAUAGCGAAUACAAAUUUGCCAAAACUCUCGUCGUCCAACAAAUAAAAUAUAAAAUGUAAAAUGUAAAACGUACAAUUCGCAAGAAUUUCAUCGCGAACAGAAAAAUCUUUCCAAACUGUUCGCUCUAUUUCGAUUCUGUACAUCGAUCGAACACGAUCUAAUUGUAACCCUUCGAUGUUGCGUAAAGUCGAAGCGUGCUUCUGCUAUCUCUCAUGAUUCGAAUAAAUAAAAUUCGACAGACGAACGUAGA